Ochotona curzoniae (black-lipped pika) is the source of this 4664-nucleotide messenger RNA. Its product is annotated as leucine-rich repeat-containing protein 37B-like. NCBI's taxonomy places the organism in Eukaryota, Metazoa, Chordata, Mammalia, Lagomorpha, Ochotonidae. The coding region runs from base 9 to 4616 and encodes 1535 amino acids. The record is from RefSeq and is a predicted model, not a curated record. Gene Ontology annotation, molecular function: protein binding. The transcript is spliced from 15 exons.
CUACCAAAAUGAGCCUUUGGCUUAUACUGCUGCUGCAGUUAGUACAGGCACCACCUCCUCAGGAGUGGGACCAGAACUUGGUCCAGCUGACUCCUGAGGCCUGGUCUACCCAAUCUAUGGGUAGACUAGAUGAGUUGCUCAGUGCGCUGACAACUGAAACAGACCCCAGUGGCUUUGAUGACCUGGGGUCUACAAAUGUUCUAGAUGACAAUGUCGUCUAUCCUGGUGGCUUCCCGAUGGAAUUAGAGGAACACCCAGGUGAGCUCCUGGAGACCUUUGAUGGGGCAGAACCAUCUGAACUUCAGCCGGAGGACAUACCUCAAAGCCCCGAGACUCUUGAGGAGGGCCAGCCUUCGUUGCUCCAAAAAGAAGGCUUAGCCCAGGUUCCACAGCCUCUCAAGGAGACUACACCUUCUCCAAUGCUGCAGGGGUCUCCAAUUCAGAUCUCUGCUGCUGAAGAAGCUGUCCGGCAGCUUGUUCAAAACAAGAUCAGUGUUCCACGUCCACCGCUGCAAUCUACUUUGCCAAGCAUCACAGGGAGGCCAGCGGAUGUGAUGCUCACAAUUACGCUACAGCCAGGUGGUGAAGUUCAAAGUACUCUGGGCCAGCUGCAGGCCCCAGUUCAGCCUGCAGGGAUCUCGCAAGGGGAAUCCCCUCCCUCAAUCCCACAAGAGGCUCCAGCUCAGACUCCAGGCCCUUCUGUAGACCAAGAGCCUUUCCCGAGUAAUCAAGAGGAGUCUGCUCAGUAUGCUGAGCCUUCAGUGGAGGUGGAACCUCUAGGCCAGCAGGUGGCCCCAAUUCCUCCUGCUCCAGGCCCAUCUGUGGGAACAGAAUCUCUUCCAGGCCACCAGGUGACCCCAGCUCAGAGUGCACGUCCUUCUGUGGAGGUCACAUCUCCUCCCACCCAGCUGGAACAGCCAACUCAGGAUGCUGAGCCUUCGUUGGAGGCAGAACCUUCUCCAGGCCAGCAGGAACAGAAAGCUGUUGAAGAGGUUGAGUCUAUAUCUUCGCCAGAAAUACCUCAGGAAGAGGAACCCUCAUCUGAGGAAAUCAGACUGUCUCCAGCCCAGCAGGAAGCUCCAGCUCCGGUGUCAGAGACCGAAGAAGUGAAAUCUCCACCCGCAGAGUCUCAUGAGGCGGCAGUUCCUCCUGAAGGUCAGUCUCCAACAUUGCCGAGUGUGUCGGUUAACCCUGUAGAGACCAUGACCGAGGCUAUAACUUCAAGCCAACAGGAAGUUGCAGCUCAGGCCUCGGGGAACACUGAGCUGGACCUGACACUCCUGAAACGAGGUGACCACUCAACAGUUUCCACAAGUAUUGAUGAGUCAGGAGAUCCUGAGGUCACCUUCACUUCACCUUCAGAGGUUGAGCCUUACCCAGCCUUACCUUCUUUAGCUGAGCCAAAGGCCAUGGAUGAGACUGCAGCUUCCCCUAAGGAGAUAGAGCCUAUCCCUACAGAAUGGGAAUCUCCAGCUGAACCCCUGGAGGCCCUUCCGAUCACCCUUCCAUCUCCACCACGGCUGAAAGUGUCCGCUCAACAUCCAGAAAUGACUGUGGGUUCCAAAACCCAACCCCAAGUAUAUUACCUGACUCCAUCUCCUACUACAGAGGGUGUCAUUUCUUCGGAGCCCCUAACCCAACCUCCAGAGCCACUUCAAGAAUCUGUAGAUGAGGAGGCAGUAGUCCCCAAACCAGCUCAGGAACAGGCUCCGUAUCUAUUACCACCCAGGGUCACCUUUCAGCCUUUGAAGCUGCAGCUGACUAUAACUCCAGGACCCAGUGUGGAGGCUGAACAUCCUACAGCCCUGAAGACCACAACAACUCUGGACUCUGAGAUUUCACAUCCAGACCAGGUCCAGACUCACCAUGCAGCCCUGCCCAAGGUCACAGUUGCACACUGGGACCUGGGAAAUACCCCAACUCCAGAACUCAAUAUAGAGGUUGACCAGGCUCCAACCACUCAGGAGACCCCUGUGCAGCUUACAGAGCCAUCUACAGAGGUGGGAGCUCAACCUCUAGUGUUGCAAGAGGUGGCCGUUCCAACGCAAGCUCCACCUCAACCUCCAGUGACACCCAGUGUCACAGAUCAGACCUUGAACCUACCACCUACACCUACCAAUGGUCCAGAACCCACUGCAGAGGCUGAGCACGAAACCGCCCUGAAAGAACCUACAGGAACGAGUCCAGAUGCAAUUCUGACUCAGCAUCUAAACCCGAGUCCUGCUGUGGAGGUCGAACAUUCUACAGCCCCGAGGAGUGCCAAAACACCACCUCCAGGUGUCCCUGAGGUGACACUUCCACAGGCAGAGCUGGUUCAGGCGCAGCAUCCAAACCUGACUGAAGUCACAGUUCAGGCGUUUGAUAUUCAGCUGGCUUUUCAAUCCAGAAUUGCGGAAGUUGAAUCAUCUCCAGCCCUGCAGAAGACCUCAGCUCAGCCUCCAGAGCCUCCAUUGGAGGUUGUAGCUCCAAUUCAGCAUAUAGUGCCAGUCAGUGUCACAGUUGAAGCUGUGAAGACAGAAAUUUUCAAAAUCCCAGAACCCACCACGUUGGCUGAACAGUCUACAGCCCUGGAGACUACAUCAGCAGCACCUCCAAGGCAUUCUGAGGUGCCACCUACAUAUACAGACCAGAGCCAGACUCAGCAAGUCACAGGCAAUCCUCUCAAUUUAUCUACAGAGGUCAAGCCUACAACUAUUUCGGUUACUCUAACUCGGCCACCAGAGCCAACUAGUGAUAUAGUAACUGUAGCAACAUCAACCCAAGUCACGGGUCAACCUUCAGAUUCCCGAGUCACGGGUCAGCCUUCAGAUUCCCGAGUCACGGGUCAGCCUUCAGAUUCCCGAGUCACGGGUCAACCUUCAGAUUCCCGAGUCACGGGUCAGCCUUCAGAUUCCCGAGUCACGGGUCAGCCUUCAGAUUCCCGAGUCACGGGUCAGCCUUCAGAUUCCCGAGUCACUGGUCUGCCUUCAGAGUUGGAGCCUAUCAAAGCUCCAGUCCCUGCUCCAGAGGUUGGCCCUUCUAAAAUCCUGAAGACUACAGCUCCACCUCCAGGGCAGUUUCCAACUUUGUAUCCUGAAGUCAAGGCUGCUGAGUAUGCUACCCAGCUAACUACUUUCAUUGAGUCAAAAGAAAGCACCCCCAACAGCAUGGACAUCUGCGAGCUCUGUACCUGCAAAAAUGGAAUGCUGUCAUGUACCAAUCUCAGCCCGUGGCAGAAGCUCCACCAAGUGCCUGUGCCAGGAUCCUUCAGUGCCCACAAUGACACCUUCACCAUCUUAAAUUUUAAAGGGAACGCUAUAGCCUCCAUAGAGAAAAAUGUAUGGAAAGCAUAUCGCUGGGCUGAGACUUUGAUUCUCAGUGGAAAUUCUUUGACUGAAUUACAUAAGGAUUCAUUUGAAGGCUUGCUAUUCCUGCAGCACUUGGACUUAUCCUGUAACAAAUUAAAAUUUAUUGAACGGAGGACGUUUGAGUCACUCCCCUUUUUGACAUCUAUAAAUCUUGGUUGCAAUUUACUCACAGAAGUGAGUUUUGGCACAUUUCAGGCAUGGCAUGGAAUGCAUUUUUUGCAUGUGAUAAAUCUUGAUCAGAAUCCAUUGACAACUGUCGAAGAUCCCUAUCUUUUUAAUUUGCCAGCAUUAAAAUAUCUAGACCUCGGAAGAACACUGGUGUCAAUCAGCACAGUUGAGAACAUUCUCAUGAAGUCUCUCGAACUGGAAAAACUGAUCUUACCGAACUCCAUGGCCUGCUGCCUCUGCCAAUUUAAAAAGGAUAUUGAGGCUGUCUGCAAGACAGUCAAGCUGCACUGUUGCAGUGAGUGUCUGACAAACACUCAAUCUUGUGUACCAGAACCAACGACGGGGAAUCCCAAAGCGGAAUUCCUGAAGAUACUGCAGGCCCGGAAGAGGAACACUAGCACGAAAUUAAUUAUUGAAACAGAGAGUUCAAAGAAACAUAAGUUUGGCAUUCUAGACUCUACAAUUAUCAGGACUCUGCAGAUGGACUGUGCGGACCCCCAGGUGCAGCUGUCCUGUGCCAAGCUCAUCUCCAGAACGGGCUUCCUCAUGAAGCUCCUCAGUGAGCAGCAGCAAGUGAAGGCCAAGGCAGAAUGGGACACAGCCCGCUGGAAAGAAGAGGACUACAUCAGCGAGAGCCCAGGAGGCCAGACUGAUGCAGGAAUGAUCGAGCCAAGUGAGCUCAAAGAAGUCCCAAGAUACAAAAUACUCAUCAUGGCAAUAUCUGUCACUGUGGCAGUGAUAAUAUUAAUAACGGGAGCCUGUCUCGUUGGGAUUUACUCUCACAGGGCAAGAGCCAACGCCGAGGAGGAGGACAUAAGAAAAGGUCUAAGGGACCUUUACAAAGAUUCCCUCAAGGGAAGACGGGAGAAGAAGCAGGUGGGCUUCUUGGUGAGGUGGCUGCGCUGGCUGAGGGGUGAGCGCAAACCCCGCCGGGCAAUGAGCCAGAAGGAACUGGCUCAAAGAUUGUAUAAUGAAACCUCUGACGAGGAAGCAAUCUUCGUGAGAGGGGCAAGCAUGAGCGAAGGCCCGGGCGAGAUGGCGGCCGCUGAGUCGACUGCCGAAGGAGAAGGCGAAGCCCCUGAGGAGGUGCUCACCGAGUAAGCCCUUUUGCUGGGGCUGCCUCCAUUUAUAAAAGCACUUCCCUUCUAA